Molecule: messenger RNA, 604 nt
Organism: Myxocyprinus asiaticus (Chinese sucker)
Lineage: Eukaryota; Metazoa; Chordata; Actinopteri; Cypriniformes; Catostomidae
Product: ribonuclease kappa-A-like
Exons: 3
Coding region: 140-445 (101 amino acids)
Molecular function (GO): RNA endonuclease activity
Source: RefSeq, a predicted model, not a curated record
UCCUCUAAAGUCAGCUGAUUUGAUCGGGUGACUGUUGGCAUUUUGCUUAGACCUGAAAAACUCCAACUUAACUUCUAAAAGUUCUAGAUGUCAUCAGACGUCUCAAAGUAAAAGAAACUGGAAAGUAUCUAUUAGAAAAAUGGCUUCUUUGCUUUUUUGCGGUCCUAAACUGGCAGCAUGUGGACUGGUCUUGAGCAUUUGGGGUGUCAUUAUGCUGGCAAUGCUGGGGAUUUUCUUCACCACACAUUCAGCUGUGCUAAUAGAGGAUGUGCCUUUUACAGAGGAAGACAUGCACAACCCGGAGACAGCACUUCAGGACAUUUAUAAACUGUACAACCAAGUUGGAUACAAUUGCUUCAUUGCGGCAGCAAUCUAUGUGUUUAUAGGAUUCUUGUCAUUUUGUCAAGUUCGCCUGAACAAACGCAAGGAAUACCUGGUGCAUUAACGCUGCCUAGUGAUUGGAGUUUAAACCUUCUUCUAACUUCCUUUGCGGUGUUUGUACAAAAUUGAUGUGUUAUACUGCAAUUACGGUGUGUAGAUAUUUAAGAUGGAAUAAGAUUGCUUUAUUUCAUUGUGCCUUUCUAUUGAAGCCUUUCACAAAAUA